Molecule: messenger RNA, 992 nt
Organism: Thermothelomyces thermophilus ATCC 42464
Lineage: Eukaryota; Fungi; Ascomycota; Sordariomycetes; Sordariales; Chaetomiaceae
Exons: 2
Coding region: 131-892 (253 amino acids)
Source: RefSeq, a predicted model, not a curated record
UUGUCGCCAUUAAUUAUUAAUCAACACACUUUCGAGCGGAGUAUCUGUAAUCCCCAACCAAUAAUAUUGCUGUCCCCGACCCACAAGACGAUACACAUGCCUUAAUAGUUAUUUACCCUCCAUACCGACGAUGGCUGAUGCAACCUUCGACGCCCCCCGUACGUUACGGCCCCCCGGAAGGAUUGUGUUCCAAGACUCCGACACUGUCCGCAAGCUGGGACCGGCAUGGAGGCUGCAGCGAGAAGUGGAAGCGAUGGACUUCGUUCGGCGCCACACGUCGCUGCCUGUCCCGGCCGUCCUGGAAAUUCACCUCGAGCCGAGCGGUGACAACGAGCAUGGCUGGUUUGUCAUGGAGCGGCUUCCGGGCUCUGAGUUGGGCGUUGCCUGGCCGAACAUGAGCGAAGGUGCCCGCGGCGAGACGAUUCGGCAGCUCCGUUCAUACUUCGAGCAGCUACAUAAUCUUCGCCCGGAUGGUGCUGGGUGGAUUGGGUCUUGCUCUGGAGGGCCGGCUUACGAUCACCGACUGGAUAACCGCUCUACCUGCGGACCAUUCUCCACAGUUGGCGACUUCCACGACCUCCUCGUGGCUCCUCUGAAGGAGUGCCCUCGGCCGGAAUGGGUGGAAAAGUAUCGACCCCGGUUGCCGGACAACCACGAAAUUCGAUUUGCUCAUGCCGACUUGUCAUGGGAGAACAUCCUCCUUGACCCCGAUACGGGCCAUGUCACCGGCAUUCUCGACUGGGAGAUGGCGGGAUUCUGGCCGGCUUGGUGGGAGUACAGAAAGGCGUUGUUUGGCGCGCGGUGUCAGCCGUGGUGGACCCAGGUUCUGAGAGAGAUCAUGACGGGAUACCCUGAAGAAACAGAGGUGGAUAUGGAUCUGGAAAUGUUCUAGCAAACCCGAGCAAGAGAUGGGGACUGGUCGGUUCUCACUUCUCCAGCCUAUGCCUUGAGCGUCCCUCUGAAGAAGGUACGGCCGGUAUACUGGAUGAGGG